Molecule: messenger RNA, 1549 nt
Organism: Cydia pomonella (codling moth)
Lineage: Eukaryota; Metazoa; Arthropoda; Insecta; Lepidoptera; Tortricidae
Product: zinc carboxypeptidase A 1-like
Exons: 7
Coding region: 444-1505 (353 amino acids)
Biological process (GO): proteolysis
Molecular function (GO): zinc ion binding; metallocarboxypeptidase activity
Source: RefSeq, a predicted model, not a curated record
UGUGAAUAUUCUCUACCUACUUUUUGCAUUUGACGCGUUAUCAGUUUGAAGUUAUUAUUUUUUGACUUUCGUUGUGAAGUUUGUGUUCUUAUGAAAAUAAGUUAUAUUUUUAGUUUCUUCUUUACUUUUAUAGCCAUGCGUUUGCAGUUCAAACUCUAUCAAAUUACAAUACUGUAUUUCCUGGGUGCUACGUAUAUGUUAUUUUUUCCGCCACGAAAUUUCAGAAGGUGAUUGAUGUAGCUUUAUUUUGAUUCAUUGUAAUACCUAAAAGUUUAUAGAACCAAGAUAUUUUGCACGUAAGGCUAAGUCUCUAAAUAAAAGGAAAUUAGAUUUUAUAAGGUCAAACUCUAAAAUGUGGUUUAAAAGUGGCUUCGAUCAGGAAAACAGUUCUUAAGAGGAUGAAACAAUAAUUUAUUAUUAAUGAAUUUAGAUCAGGAGCAAAAAUGCGCAUGAUAAGGCGCAUUGGACCUGAGCUCACAUACAAGAAAUACGUCGACAGCAAGGAUGUAGUGUUAGCGGCCGAGCGUAUGGUCCGGGAGGCACCGGACGUGUCACGUCUGCUGUACCUUAAACCGAAUACGGCGCAGAAUCGUAGCCUGGUUGCUUUGGAGCUGCAAAGUGAUAGACAGAGUAGUAAGCCUGGAAUUCUUGUCAUAGCUGCACUAAAUGGAAUGGCAUGGGGAGCGCCAAAUGCAGUUCUUGAGCUAGCAGAAAAACUUCUGUACGAUACUAAUUAUCAGACACCCUUCUUCAAUGACUACGAUUGGUAUUUAAUCCCAAUGGCAAAUCCCGACGGUAUUAAUUUCACUCAAAGCCAACGUCAUCUACCGCCACUGAACGCUAACGAAUGGGCUGUUAAUCUAACAGCCAGAGCCAAGACCCGCGCUGACGAGUGGCACAAGAAUGUGGAUACCGGAAAGGGAACGGACACAUGUUUUGGCACUAAUAUCAAUCGUAAUUUUGCAUUUCAUUGGCAAGAUGAUGUCAGCAAGUCCCCCGACCGUUGCUCGCAAUGGUUUCCAGGCGUUCGGCCGUUCUCUACAAACGAAGCACAAGCUAUACGGCUAUACGUCGACAAACUUGGUGAAACUAUUCAGCUUGCUGUACAUUUACACGCAAGUUUUAUCCCAAAGAAGGAGUUCAUGGUAUAUCCGUGGCGGUAUUCGCUACGGAUGCCAAGCAACCAUUACACUUUGCAAGAUAUCGGAGAAUAUGCAGCCAGGUUAUCGCGUCAGCCCGAUGGAAGAGUAUAUGAGGUGCACCAAAGUAGCAACGACGGACGCGUGGCGGGCUCGGUGAUAGACUAUCUGUCUGGCGUGGUGGGGACCGAGCUAGUGUACCUACUCAAGCCUUAUCACAAGAAGUUUCCAGACUACGACGAUGCAAAUCACCUCAAAGUCUACGUGAACAAGGCGACGUCGGCAAUCCUGAGCCUGGUCCGCGGCUGGCGUAGGAGCACCAAACAAAACACGCUCACCUUCUUCGGCGUUGAUGUCGAAUUCUAGACUAACAUCUUAUUAUUUUAAUAAAUCAAACUAUCGUUUCUUUA